Paramuricea clavata is the source of this 8560-nucleotide messenger RNA. The record is from the annotation of a GenBank genome assembly. NCBI's taxonomy places the organism in Eukaryota, Metazoa, Cnidaria, Anthozoa, Malacalcyonacea, Plexauridae.
UUUUGUUUAAUAUAUUUGACAGAUUUCCUGACUGUGAGGAUUUGUCCCCACCAAUACUUCAACUCGACGAGGCAAGUUUCUAGAUAUGAGUGAAAAUUUUAAAGCCUGAUUUCCAGGCAUUUUUUUGCGUCUUUUCCAGUUGACGUGAACAAAUAACAAGUCAUGUUUGAAGACUGCAUACAUAAGUCAUCAUCAUUGUCAUCAUCAUUAUCAUCAUCAUAUCAUUAUUAUGAUUAUCAUCACCAUCAUCAUUAUUAUUGUCAUCAUCCUCAAUUUGUCCAUUGAGAAGCAUUUAUUCGCUUGAAGCUCUAGUGUGAAUUCAAUUUAUCGAACAACGGUUCUAAAUCACUUUUCACCAUCAUCAUCUUUCUCAGUUGUUCUUCAUCAACAUCAAACACGGAAGCUAUCUUUCGUGGUCUCACAGAAUAAAAUUGUUUUUGGUGGUUGUCAUUGGCUGAUCUCAUUACAACAUCAUUUCAACAGUAUUUAUAUGCCCAGAAUCUACUCGAAUGUAUGCCUGUAAAACUUGAUUCUUGUUUUCAAGAUUUUCAUUUCCCUCCCCCCUCUUUAGGUUGAGGGGUUAGAUGGGUUAGAUGCCUCGGGUAGGAGAGGUUAGAAUUGGGGAGGGGGGGAGGGUCAGGUUAUCAAUGUGUCUAUUAUAGAUACAAAGUGAGCAUAUGAUGAUACACAUCAUACAAAUGAAUUGAAGAGGAUGUAUUGGAAUGGAACCGAUAAUAUGGCAUGCAUAUAUCUGUAGUUACUGAGAUGUUUGCUCAUCUAGCUGUUUCAUUAACAUAUAACUAGAAAUUGAUUUCUUAAUGUUUCAGGUGUCAUUCCAUUACACGAAAGACAAAGUUAUAUUUGAGAAAGUGUGUAUGUCUGCAACCAUGCAAUCAAGAAUCGCAGUUGUAAGUUUGCUUGUGAAUAUUUUCAUCCUUUGUGUAGGUUUUAAUGUAAAUCCUGUAAAAACGUUUUGUGUACCUAAUUUUUAUUUCCUAUUUCCUAUCAAGUUGCAAAAUGAUAAGGCGAUUUAAGAAAAAUUCCUGAAAUUAAAGUAAAGUGUUUGAGUCAGUUUCAUUACAAAAGAUAAAACCACAUCAUCAGAAAUUCAGGGAUUAAGAAAAUCAUCGACCGUGCAUGUUUCACGGCUAAGCAAAAAAUCACGCUUGAAACGAAAAAUAUAGGGGCCUGCCAUGCAAGACAUCAACAAGCAAGCAGAAAGGCAAACAUGCCAGCAACGAAACAGACUUGUGAACGAAUCAUUGCAAUGUUGGCCGCGUGGUAUAAGUGUAUCUUGAGUGUAUAUGACUAUAUAAUCAUUAAUAGUUUUGUUUGUGGAAACACCACGUACAUUUAUAUAAAUAAAAUAAUUAUAAUAAAUAUAUAAUAUAAUAAAUAAUGAUAAUAAUAAUUUAUAUAAUAAUUUUUUUUUAUAUAAAUUUACGUGGUGUUUCCACAAACAAAACUAUUAUAUUUUAUCACGAUGCAAACAUACAAAGAACUUAUAUAUAAUCAUUGUUAAUGUCAUAACAAGAAAUUUGAAACUGGUUUGACUCCUUCAUCUCAGGUCGGAGAGAACGGAGCUGGUAAAACGACGUUAUUAAAAAUAUUACUUGGAGAUCUGGAACCAGUUAAAGGACUUCGACAUAUGCAUAGGUGAGUUAUCUUAGAUAGAAGAUAAUUCGUUCAUUCAAUACAAAAACACUUUGCAGUCAAAGACUGCAUGAAUUACGUGAAUAUAUUUACAAUCAGUGAUACCUUCCGUCCAUUUAGAAUGUUGGAGAAAUCCUACAAUAUUAAAGUCUUGAAAUAUAUAAAUUAAUCUAUCAAAUAAGAUAAGAAAUAAAUUACAACUAGGUUUAUAUAUAUAGUUUAAAAGCUUUACAUACUUGAGCUAUGGUUAAUGAUAAACGAGUUUUUUAAACGAUCCGUCUUACAAACAGGCACAUUAAAAGUUUUUGCAUGCAUUCCUCAAGUCUCUAUGGUGAACUGCUUGAGGUGGAAGUAGGCCAGCAAGCUUAUGACCUUAUUGUUAACAGUGUCCUUGAAUGGAUCACAUGAUAGCCUGUCACGUCUGUCGGAGAGGGAAUACCCAACUCUUUAAGCGCACCACUAUAAUUUAGAUCUGGAAAGACAGUGCGCAUGGCGUGCUUUUGACUACGUCUGACAAGUAAUUAGGAAGACUUCGAUGGAACGACUGACACGAAUGUUCUAUAGGACUGAUCUAAUAAUGCUACAAUAAAAAAAUUAUAAUCUUGUGCCAUCGCCUAAUUGAUAAUAGGUUUUCUCCAAGCAAUCUGGUUUUCUUGUUUAUAAUAACAAUACACCGUUCAGCGGUACAGGAAUAAUGGGUCACUAAGGAAACAGUUGAAAAAAUAAUAAAUUGGGCGAAAAGUUACUUUAACUUAGUUUGGAUCAUAUAGUGUAUAAUAUGUAAUGUAUUUUUUCUUCGUUUUACAGAAAUUUGAAAUUGGGAUAUUUCAGCCAGCAUCACGUGGAUCAGUUGAGCAUGAAUACGAAUUCUGUGCAAUUAUUGCAGUUAAGAUUUCCAGGUAAUUAUACAAUUGCCGUCAAAUGGUACCGAAAUUUUUACUUCCCCGUGCACGCAACAUAAUCUAAAAAUAAUCCACCUCAGUACAAAUCCCACCAUGAUCAAGCAGUUUUCUACUUGCUUGGUGUGGACAUCAUUUGGAGGGCAUCAAUCCAUAUAUAUGUAAUCUACCGGAGCAUAUAUAAAUCCCACCAUGAUCAAGCAAGCUUCUUGUUGUCUAGUCUGGACAUCACUAAUUGGAGAAUAUCGUUAAAUUUAUUAAAUUCUGGUGCAGUUAUCACAGGGUUCGUACAGGUCCUGGAAAACCUGGAAAGUCAUCGAAUUUCAAUAUUCCAAAAUCCAGGCCUGGAAAUCCUGGAAAAUCAAUUUUAGUCAUGGAAAGUCAUGGAAAAUUGAAAUUUACAAAACAUCAAAUUUCAAUUUACCAGUCAUAACAAUAAUAUGAAUUGUUGUUAUACCGUGUAUAACGGAUUUUUGCAAGAACGAAGUGAAUUUUGUUCUUUUAUUAUAUCUGUUAUCGUUAAAAUAUUAACGAAUUUCAGAAAUUCCAGAUUUCCAGGUCAUAGAUUUUGAAAAAAUGGUCAUGGGAAGUCAUGGAAUUUUAAAUGGGAGAAGGUGUACGAACCCUGUUAUCAGUUCAUAAAACCAUAGUGUUAUUCUUUAAAUCGAUGUCAAAAUACGAAAUUUCAGCAGAUGCAUGCACUUCUUGCUAAGAUGGCGGAAUUUGAAGCCGUUCAUGGACGUCAUUUCCAGUCCCUUUCUAUUGUUUUUUUUGCGCGGUUAACACGAAGCUGGCUUCACGUUUUGGACUCCUGAUAUAUGGAGCUCAAUGGUGCAGCUAGGGUUGAAACCGUUGACAAACUUUCAUGCUUUUCAUAACUUUCAAUCCCUCGGUACGUAACACUUUGUUUUUCCAGUAAAAGAUUAAACAGUUAAAUGUAGAAUUCAUCGAGGCUAUGGUUUUAGCCCAGAUCAUGGCAAGGUUUGCCAUAUCCAACGUAUGUGUCUCUGUCGAGCUUAUUCUUAGGCCAAUGUAGACACACGAUGGAAUGGAUAGCACCACAACACAAGCGACGGCUAGCAGACAACUCGAUAUAUUUUUCAAAGAAAACCUCUUCUUCAUAACGGGUGCAAUUCUUCUAUUUCCACGACUUUUCCUGACGACUAGAAACAGUUUGUAGUUGAUAAAUAACAUUGCAGGAAUGAAAAAAACAAAAAAAAUUACAGCAUGCACUUGCAUGGGCAAAACAAAGAUAUUUACAGAUAUCACUCCCAAAAUUCCUUCGACGAUGAUCAGUAUUGCAAGAAGAGUUAAAAGUCUUCCCUUCGUUACCGAUGUUCGAUGAAAGAUGGGAUAAGAUGUCGCCAAAUAUCGAUCAAAAUUCAUCACCAAAAGAGCGAGUAAAGAAAAAGUAAGGAAGCUUUUUGUCGAUUUUAUGGAAAUAUGAGCCCAUCUAGCAUUGACAUCCAACUUUUUAGUCAACCAUAAUAUAGCGAUAACGGCUUGCAACGGACUAUUUGUUAUUACCGCGAGCAAAUCGCAACAAGAUAAAACCAUUAUCAUGAAAUAACAUAAUUUCUUUCGAAGUUGUACAGACCUCCAGAAACUGAUUAUGACCAAGGAAUUUAAACAUAUUCCUGAGAAAAAGAAGCAUACGUUCACAGCAAAUAUGAAUAUCAAAUUGAUAAAAUAAUUUAAUUCCAUCUUCGAGCGACUUCUUCUGAAGAAUACUAGAAUAGAACAUAAAAAUAACGCAGUUGUGUUUUUGAAGUAUGACAUCUGCCUCGUAAAUUAACAUGUCUGACUAAAGUGUGUAUAUAUAAAUGACAUAAUAAGUACUAUACAUUUCAUUAUCAUAAUAUGAUCAUAUGAAGAAAAGACAAUAUGCCGGCCCUUAUUGACCUCUACUCUAGGAAGAACAUGCAGUUUACAACUGAUAGACCUAUCCAGUGUAAAUGAAGUUAGCUUAGUAGUAUAUGUUUCCUCCUGUAUCAACACUGGGUCAAUCAGAGAUGAUUCUUACUGGACCUCUAUAGGAAGAACAGUUUAGAACUCAUAGAAUUAUAUCUAUCCACCAUAAAUAAAGUUAGAGCUUAAUUUAGAUUUGCUGCUGUUGUUGAUGAAAACAAACUUUCAUUUAUAUGUCUCACCCUUCGCUUAAGUUGUUUUACAAAAUUGCAAACUAAUGACUAUGCCAUGCACAGGUGUUUAACUCUAUGUUUUUACAAAUUAGUUGCCUCUGGUGGUCUUUGUGUCUCAGCAUAUAGACAGCUAAAUCUUUAGAUUUUAAACAACGCUUUAUGACAUGGGUUUUCAACUUGGGGGACAUGUCCCCGAGAGGGGACAUUUGGCAAAUUCCUAGGGGACACAAACUGGUCUCGGACUGAGAAAACAAUAGUUGAAUACAAUAGUUGAAUACAAUAGUUUGUACUAUAAACAUGUUUGCUUGACUUUCUAUCUAUUAUUUAAAAUUUAAAUCAUUUACUAUUUUACUAACUAUUUCGAAAUUCGUGUUUUUGAUAGACUUCAGUGGGCAAUUUCUGUUCAGGGAACGUGGUAAUUCAAUCAUGUGAAAUCGGGGACACAUGAGAAAACCAGUUGAAAACCGUUGCUUUAUGUGAUAAUUGGUAGCAAAGGAUGAAUUUUUUUGUUAGAUUCACCGCAUUGUAUUUGUAGGACAUAAUCAUAUAAAAUAUGCUAAAUGUCACGGUAUUUGCCGACAGAACAAAUAACAGAAAAUGAGAAGAGACUACAGGAGAAAAAGUGGGAUGGGUUGUGCAUUUUAAGUGUAAUAACCAGUCCUAGCCUUUCAUUGUUUUAAUAUAUUUGUGUUAUUAAUGACCAAGAACAAGAACAAGGCUUAACAUUCUUUUUAAAAACAGUGUUUCGGAUCAGUUCACUCAGGUUAAAAGACUACAUACAGCAUAUUGUCUAAACAGCUUGCGUUUUAAUAUUGCUUGGGUUAAAAUUUGAAAAACAAACUUUCAUUCACAUGUCUCGCCCUGCUCUUAAGUUGUUUUCCAAAAGUGCAAACUAAUAAUUAUACUGAAACAGGUGUGUUUAACUUUAUAUGUUUUAUUCAUAGACCUAGAUAUGUACUUUGUAUAACUUUAGAUAUAACAUCUUUAUAUACGGCAAAAUAUUAAUUUAGAAAAACCCGCAAUAUUUAAGACCAUGUUACACGAAGCAAUUUUUGCUGCAAGUUGUAACUCAAUUUUGGGCACCGAGCACCGUUUGUUGCUACGCAACGGCCACGGUGAUAUACGACUUCAUAGAAAUAAUGUAUACAGAAUGCAUAUAAACUCCUAUCUUUUCUCAGUCAAGAUUUUGUCUCCACAAGAUGGCGGAUUUGCAAUUUGGCUCGCCCCAGAUUCGCAUGAUUGCAGGAUUUUUCAACAAAGUUUGCAAAACAUAUUUAAUAUCGAGACUUAAAUAGAGAAUAAUACAUGGGUGCGCGGAAAUACCAGAUUUAUUUCGAGUGUUGAACAUGAUAUCUCACGAGUGAGCGCAGCGAACGAGCGAGAUAUCAUGUAUUCAACACGAGUUCAAUAUCAUGUUUACGUGUGUUUAAAUACGAUUUUUCUCAGUGGCCAAAAACUGUAUAUAACACUUAUGUUUAUAUAAUAAAAUGGAUUAUAAAGGUGAUAAACGGUUUUGAAGAACCCAUUUAAUAGAGAACAUCACCAAAUGCAUGAAAAUACAUAUAUCAUGCAUGCUCUGAAAUAUAUAUCCAUGCUCUGCACAUUAUGCGUGUAGUUCAUAACGUAAACUUAAGUAAUAUGUAUUUGUAUUUCCAGGAAAACCUGAGGAAGAAUAUCGCAGGCAACUCGGUUCAUUUGGUGUUUCUGGUGAACUCGCAUUACGACCUAUAGACAGUCUGUCUGGAGGUCAGAAAAGUCGUGUUGCUUUUGCUAUCCUGGGGAUGUUGAGGUAUGGUACGAAAAACACUACAUCAUGCAGAGAGAGUUUUUGUUACUCAGUUUUUAAUUAUGUAACUUUCUUUGUACAUUCCGUAUGUUGCAGUUUAUAUGCACUCGUGUAUGCGUAUGUGAAUAUCUUGUUUUUAUUUUUAUUUCAGACCGAAUUUUCUUAUACUGGAUGAACCCACGAAUCAUUUGGAUAUGGAAACGAUUGAAGCCUUGGGGAAAUCACUUUUGAAAUUUCAGGUAUACGAAUAUAUUAUUUUUUAGAGUCGUGAUCUCUAUAAUGUUUGCGCCCGUUAACUUUGUUGAAAUCGUCCGGUUCCAGGACUUUCCAAGUCCUUGAAAAUCAGUAGAAGUCUUUGAAAGUCCUGGAAUUAAUUUCCCUAAUUACCUCGAACUGUGCCAACAUUAGUGAUUUUGAUUGAAAUUACUGAAUAAAGUGAAUUAUUUACAGAAAAUCCCUGCCAUUUUCAAAGAUUUUUCCCAGUUCUAAUGUAUAGGUCCUUGAAUUUACUGAAAAAGGGCCUUGAUAGUCCUGGAAAAGGUCUUGAAUUUCACCUUCGCCAAAGGGUGAACACCCUGUUUAUCACGUACAGAGUGUCCCAAAAAAAGGUGAUACUAUAUAGAAAUUGUCCUAUUAUAAUUUGAAUGCCUAAGCACUAUGCUCAAUACAAGAGUGCGUAAACACAAUUAAAUUGAAUUUUUUAUUACCAGGCGCAAGAAAUCCUGUGGCCAACAACAAUAGGAUAAUUUCUAUAGCGUCACUUUUUUGGGGACACCCUGUAUAAAACCAUGGAUAAUAAAAUAAAUGGAUAGGAAACUAGCUGACGUGCAUGACCUAAUGUUUUCAAUGGGCUGAUGGCGUGAUUGGAUGUUGAAACCUAGUUGCAAACCAAAUUCUCAAAAACGGCAUGUUUAGCAAUAAUACAGCUAAACAUUUUAGUCAAAGAGCAAAUGAAUAUAACUACGCCAUUCUACGAUGAAAUCUCUAAGUAUUCCCAGUCAAUUUUAGCAAAUAUUUCAAGCACUAAACAGUGAAAAAGACAUCCCAAAUUUCAUUAAAAUUGGGGACGCCAAUUUCGUAGCUACAAAUGUAAAAAAAUACAAAACAAAGACGAAAAACAUUUACCUUGAAUACUUUGUCGUGGCUUAGGCAUGUUUUUAAAACAAUUAGACCGGUUUAUUCUUCAAUAUUGCUCUUUUAAGGCGGAAAAUAUAGCGAAACAACAAAAAUGCAGAGAACUUUGCAAUACGCGUGACGUCACAGAUUGCAAUUAGGUUGUUUUGCUUACGUCAGCGAGAGUCCUAUCCAUUUAUUUUAUUAUUCAUGAUAAAACCAUCCACAUGGUAGUGAUUUCCUUCGUCUUUUCCUCGUGAAUUAUUAAUGAGUUUUUCAAUGCUUUUUCCCCCAUAGGGUGGCGUUAUCUUGGUAUCCCACGACGAAAGAUUAGUACGAACUGUUUGUAAUGAAAUUUGGGUUUGUGGACAGAGAAAUAUACGUUCUAUCGAAGGAGGAUUUUCUGAAUAUAGACGUAUUUUAGAAGAUGAAUUUAAAAGAUUGUAAAUUUCGGAAAUUAAUGCAAAGAAAUUUAUAUGUAAUUAAUUUUUUUGCUGCCUGUUUUGUUUGCGUUACAGCCGUUUUGAGCAUUCCCAAAUUCGAAGAAAUGACAAGCAGUUGCCUAUUGUCUCCACUUUACCACUGGAAAAAAGACCAACACAUAAAGACCAAUAGCCUCCUGCGCAGACGUUGUUAGUGGCCGAGGCCAUAAAAGACCAACCGCUUUAUUUUUUGUCCAAUUUUGCCCAUUCUUUUAGAUUUUGAAACAAGAUUGUUUUCUUUAUGUCCGAUUUCUGCCUCUUAAUUAGUUUUUGGAAAGGUGGUCAAAAUUGGCAAAAAGUAAAGCCUAACCCCUUUACUUUUUUCCAGUUUUGGCUUUUUGUUUUUGAAAAAGUGGCCAAAAUGGCGAAAAAGUAAAGCGUACCCCGUUUAGUUUUUGGGCAUUUUUGGAUACUUUUUAGCUUUCAAAAAAGUGGCAAAAUUAUAAAGGUUACAAGCAUUUACUUUUUGUCCAACUUGGGCGACUA